Molecule: messenger RNA, 2776 nt
Organism: Vitis vinifera (wine grape)
Lineage: Eukaryota; Viridiplantae; Streptophyta; Magnoliopsida; Vitales; Vitaceae
Product: wall-associated receptor kinase-like 20
Exons: 2
Coding region: 308-2269 (653 amino acids)
Biological process (GO): protein phosphorylation
Molecular function (GO): polysaccharide binding; protein kinase activity; ATP binding
Source: RefSeq, a predicted model, not a curated record
CUCUGCCAUUCGAAAGAUAGAAAUGAGGAAAAUCCUUUAGUUGGCAGUCAUACCUCUUCGGGUUAUGCAUUUCCUCAAAUAGAGACUAGUCCAGAAGUUUCAUCUUUAUGGGCAUUAUAGAGGGGGAAUCGAACAGUCCUCCUAUGAAAGGCCAUAAGUUUCACCAGUUUUUUAUAUAGAUUCUUGCAGGCACUUUUCUAAUCAUUACUUCACCCACUUUAUUCUCUUCCACAGCCCUUUAUUUACCCACUUUCCUUCUUCCUUAUACCAUAACCCCUUCAGCUCUGCCCUUGGCUCUUGCAAAACGAUGGCAACUAUUCCCAGCAUGAAACGACCUCUCCUUUGUAGUUCUCUUCUCUUUCUUCUUUUCUUCUGUCAUCACUCUUCUUCCCAAAAGGACUGUCCAAACUGUGGCUCCAUACAGGUCCCAUAUCCUCUAAGCACAAACCCCAACUGUGGUGACCCAGACUAUUCACUCCGCUGUGAUGGCGACUCCCAGAAACUCUACUUUGAUGGCCUUAAUGGGAGCUCUUAUCUUGUUCUCAGAAUCAUGGCUUCAUCUCAAAGGAUGGUGGUGCAACCAUCACCAUGGCUGCCUGGCACAUGUGUUACUCAAGACAUGCCAGUGAGUGAGGGCCUCUGGUUAAACCAGACACGCCCCUUCAAGAUCACCUCAUCCAACACAAUCUUCCUCUUCAACUGUUCGCCUCGCCUCUUGGUCUCACCUCUCAAUUGCACACCUUCUAGUCUUUGCCACCACUACCUGGAGAGCUCAGGUCAUGUUGACAGAAAGCGUGCUCUUCAGUGUGCAAGUGGUCUUGAUCCCUGCUGCACUUUCGUGGCAGGUGGUAUGCCUUCUGCAUACAAGAUUCGACUUCACAGUUCGGGUUGUAGAGCAUUUAGAAGCAUCCUUGGUUUGGAUCCAGAAAAACCUCCAAGUCAAUGGGAAGAAGGAUUAGAGAUUCAGUGGGCUCCUGCUCCAGAACCAGUUUGUAAAACACAACUUGAUUGCACCAGGGAUUCCAAAUGUUCUCCUGCUGGUGGAAAAGGUCUCUUGCGCUGCCUCUGCAAUAGGGGUUACUACUGGGACCUUGCUCGGGGUACUUGCCUGAAAAAGGAGAAAAACUCCAAAUUGGCCAUUAGCCUGAAGGUUUCAAUAGGAGUAGUUUCCUUUUUCUCUCUUGCUGUAGCAAUUGCUGCAGUCACAGUGAGGAGAUCUGGGAAAUUUUCUAACCAGGAAAAGCUCGUCAAGGCAAGAGAAGAAAUGUUGAAGUCAAGCAUGGGUGGGAAAUCUGCAAGGAUGUUUUCCCUGAAAGAGGUAAAGAAAGCAACAAAUGGGUUUUCUAAAGACAGGGUUUUGGGAAGCGGGGGCUUUGGAGAAGUAUACAAGGGUGAGCUUCAUGAUGGCACCAUUGUGGCUGUCAAGUCAGCCAAAGUUGGCAACCUCAAAAGCACUCAGCAAGUACUGAAUGAAGUUGGGAUCCUUUCUCAAGUCAACCACAAGAACCUGGUUAAACUACUGGGUUGUUGCGUGGAAGCUGAGCAGCCACUGAUGAUCUACAAUUACAUUCCAAACGGGACCCUCCAUGAACAUUUGCAUGGUAAGCGUUCCACUUUUCUGAAAUGGGAUACCAGGCUGCGAAUUGCUCUACAAACUGCUGAAGCAUUGGCUUAUCUGCACUCUGCUGCACACACCCCCAUCUACCACAGGGACGUGAAGUCAACAAAUAUACUUCUAGAUGAAGAUUUCAAUGCAAAGGUGGCAGAUUUUGGGCUAUCCAGAUUGGCUGAGCCAGGGCUAAGUCAUGUGUCAACUUGUGCUCAGGGAACACUCGGGUACUUGGACCCUGAGUACUAUCGCAACUACCAAUUAACAGAUAAAAGCGAUGUUUACAGUUAUGGGAUUGUGAUGCUUGAACUGCUGACUUCUCAGAAGGCAAUCGACUUCUCCCGGGAGCCAGACGAUAUAAAUCUAGCAAUUUAUGUGAGCCAACGAGCCAGUGAUGGUGCAGUAAUGGGAGUUGUGGACCAGCGGUUGCUUGGACAUAAUCCUUCUGUUGAGGUGAUAACAAGCAUAAGGCUCUUCUCAGAGCUUGCCCUUGCCUGUCUGAGGGAGAAGAAGGGGGAGAGGCCUAGCAUGAAGGCCGUGGUUCAAGAACUUCAACGCAUAAUCAAAUUUGUGGAUAAAGAAGAGGUUUUUAGUGAGGUUGAAAUAAUGCAAAGCAAGACCCUUAUUAUGAGUUGUGGUAGGAUACAGAAGCUAAAGUGAUUCCAAGAUGGAUUUGGGUGGGGGGUGGAAAGACAAAAGAAAAAGUUGGGGAUCAGAUGCUUACUUUGCACAGAAAGUAUGAAAUGAUCCAAAAGACAUGGAAUUUCCGGAGAUGGGUGACUGGAAUCUCUUGGGAUUUACUUGGAUUGCACACUUGGGCCUGGGGGGAAAAGCAAGGUUGCUUUAGUGAAAUGGGGAAGGCAUUUUGUAUACAAAGUAUGAAUUGAAAAUUCAGACUUGUUAAAUGGAUAAACCAUUACUCAGUUGUUUUAUAAUUUCUUAUUUGUUGUGCCCAUCAUUCACUCCACUGCUUGCAUCUAGUUUGGGAAAGUUGUCAUUAUGCUUCACAACUUCUCCAGUUUAGUGGUACUUAUAUACGUGGUAGCUAUAGGUGUCCUAAUGGGGGAAAUGCUGUAGUUUCCUCCUGGGGUUACUUCUUAGAACAGCCACAUGUAGUGGACAAAUGCCCUUUCAACUUUUUUCUGAAUAAAUUCCUGGUGCAACAAA